Periophthalmus magnuspinnatus is the source of this 1763-nucleotide messenger RNA. RefSeq names its product methyltransferase like 17 (gene mettl17). The transcript has 14 exons. Gene Ontology annotation, molecular function: structural constituent of ribosome; methyltransferase activity. Gene Ontology annotation, biological process: translation. NCBI's taxonomy places the organism in Eukaryota, Metazoa, Chordata, Actinopteri, Gobiiformes, Gobiidae. Gene Ontology annotation, cellular component: mitochondrial small ribosomal subunit. The record is from RefSeq and is a predicted model, not a curated record. Bases 120 to 1568 code for a protein of 482 amino acids.
GACUUAUUUUGUUGAAGGACUCAUAGUGAAAAUGUGCCCUACUGUCAUUCUGAACAAUUAAGAUCAGUAUAGUAUUACAGCGAGUGAAAAACACGAUAAACUCGAUAAACUCAUCUAAAAUGUCUUUACGGAGUAUUAGUGCGUGUAGUUUGUGCCACAGAUUUCUUGUGGUGAAGUUACGGGGAAUGAGCACAGCUGCCAAACUUCAGCCUCACACAGAUUUCCUUAAAGGAGAACCUCAUAGAAAACACCCAGGAGUCACAAACCUGAAAACUCUACGUUUACCUGAAAAACUCCAGGUAGCAGCUCGCUCCAUCAUUCACCGAGCUCAGAUCAAGGGUCUGGAUGUAAAGGCCCAGAAUCUUGUGGACUUUUUAUGGAGUCGCAAACGAAAGGUGGAGGACGGAGCUUUGAGGCAGAAGGCUCUGAACCUGGAGAGGGAGCUGUGGAGCAAAGUCACAGAGAAACACAGAGAUGUCGAUGAACAACUUUUGGAGGAACGUAUCCAGAAGAAAGUGCUGUCAGAGUUGAGAAGAACCACAUAUCACUGGAAACAGCUCAAGUUCGAUGAGGAGCUGGGCGUGAUUUACAUGGCGGCUCGUUUAGCCGGAGGAUACGCGGCGGUGAGGAGAGCGCUCAAUGAGAUAAAAAAGAGAGAUGAGUCCUUCUGUCCUGAGUCUCUCCUGGACUUUGGAUCAGGCCUGGGAACAGUCGCCUGGGCGUCCCAUUCGUGUUGGCCGGACUCUCUGAAGGAGAUGGUUUGUGUCGACAGCUCUGGGCCCAUGAACACUUUAGCAGAGCGGCUUCUAAAAGGUGACAACGAAAAAGAAGAACCACACUUCAAACAUGUGUAUUUCAGACAGUUCCUCCCAGUGUCUCCAAAAGUGCAGUUUGAUCUGGUCGUCUCGGCGUUCACGCUCUCGGAGCUGCCCAGAGCAGUGGACAGAGAGGACGCAGUUUUCACUCUGUGGAGGAAGACGAACAGAUACUUGGUUCUGGUGGAGAACGGGACCAAAGAGGGACAUCAGAUUCUGAUGGAGGCCAGAGACACUUUACUGAAUAAACAGGAGAAGACGGUGCACGACUUCAGACCAGCAUCAACAUUCGCUCCUUGUCCUCAUGAAAUGAUGUGUCCAAAGCUGAACACAGACCCAGUGCUGCCCUGUAACUUCCAACAGAGAUACCACACGCUGUCCCUGCCCGGGCAAAUUUGUCACCUGACCGAAAAGUUUAGCUACGUGAUUCUUACUCGAACCGGCUCCAAAGUCUCUGCGGGACUAAACCGAGGUCUGGACUCUGGUCUGGACUCUGGUCUGGACUCUGGUCUGGACUCUGGUCUGGACUCUGGUCUGGACUGGGCCCGGCUCAUUGCUCCGGUUCUGCCUCGGACUCGACAUGUUCACUGUCGAAUGUGCUGCUCAGACGGACAGUUACAGCACGUGGUGGUGACUCCCAGGAAACACGGGAGAGACGUGUACAGAUGUGCGCGCAGCAGUGACUGGGGAGACCAGGUACCAGUGGUUCAGAUCAGAGACGGAGACGAGCAGAGUGGAUCUGAAGAGCCGUGACCAGAGUGGAUCUGAAGAGCCGUGAGCAGAGUGGAUCUGAAGAGCCGUGAGCAGAGUGGAUCUGAAGAGCCGUGAGCAGAGUGGAGCCGUUUAUGUGACUGUACGACCGAUUAUUCAGACAUUUAACACCACCAUGACAGCUCUACGUUUUAUGUAACAGGAGAUGGAGAUAGAACAUUAAAUACUGUUGAACAU